ACUAAGCUACCCCCAGCCUUACUACCCCCACCCUUUCGUUCCAGCUCCCCUAGCUAGUGCAAAUCUCGGCGGAUGAAUGUUUUCUUAAGGGAUUCUUCCCGAAAGCGACGCGAAAAUCUGAGAGGAGUUGAUCGAGCUGGAAAUUCGAAGAUUGCUCUAAAGCUGCAGAAUAAUGGAAAGCGGGAGCAAUUUACAUAACCCGGGUAAUUAUCCCGGUGGGGACCGCCAACAAUUUUGUGUUUCAUGGAACUCUCAUCAGUCAAAUAUGCACAGUGCAUUUCCAAAACUUUUAAGUUCUGAACAAUUUGUCGAUGUCACUUUAGCAUGCGACGGAGGCUCUAUAAAAUGUCACAAAGUGGUACUGUCCGCUUGUAGUGAUUAUUUGGAACGUUUGCUAUUAGAAAUACCAUGCACUCAUCCUAUUAUAUUUUUGAGAGAUAUGAGAAUGUGGGAACUUCAAGCUUUAGUGGAGUUUAUGUAUCGUGGUGAAGUAUACGUGGAGCAACAGCAGCUAGGUAAAUUAAUGCAAGCUGCUGAAGUUUUACAGGUUCGUGGCUUAUCCACUCAAGGAAAUGAUAAUUCUUCGAGUGAAAGUAGUUCUCAACAAUGUGACUCUAACGCCGCUGUUGUACCAUCUACGGCUGCACAGCAGGAUGGAUCUGAUUAUAAAGGCGAGGAAACUCCAUCUGAUGACGGAACUUCGAGUGCUACCUUUUUAGAGACUACGUCAAUUGCUGCGACUAGUACAGCAAGCGCUCCAUCACACAGUACUACACCAGUUCCGCAGAAUCCGAAUUCAUCAAAUUUUAUGAAUAUGGAACAUAGCGAGGCAUUACAGCAUUUGGAAAAAGCCCUUAGCGCUUGUGAAGCGACAUUAACUGAAACGCCGGGAAUGGUUAAAAUGGAGCCGGAUGAGCAGUUUACCCAACAGCAUGAUGUCAAACCAUACUCUAUUAGUAUGGUUCCAAGCAGUAAUUGUAAUCCUAGUAGUCCGUUUCCCGCGAUCGAAGGUUAUCAGAGACGACAAAGACGUUCGGAAGAAGAAUUGAAGCAAGCUUCGGAUAUGGUAGCACGUGGUAUGACAUUUCAAGUUGCUUCGGAAAAGUACAAAAUUCCGAUAAGUACGAUUCGAUUCUAUAUGGUUAGAAAAGGUAUAUUGCAAAGGCGAAAACGUGGUCGUGGUUCAAGUAAUCUUGGUAUGAAUAGUCAACCGGGAAGUCCUGCAAGUCCGCCAUAUCAUAUGAUGAACUAUCGUUUGCCAGAAAGCCUAAACUCCAGCCUACCGUAGUGCUGUACGAAAAGUAGCCAGUUUUUAGACUUGAGUUGAAUCGAACAAAUUUUUUAUUGCCACGUCGGAGCUGUUCCAGACUGUCAUUCUUCCCAUCUUUAUUGACUCACACUGAGUUAUCUGUUUCUCGUUUAUACAUUCACGAUUCACGUGAUCACGUAUGUCCAAUCGAGUGCGUUUUCGCCAAACUCGUUAUACUAUACACAUUCAUUGCAUUUACAGAAGAUAGUAAUUUAAUAGAAAAUAAUUAACAAAGUGUACGUAUCGUACACAGUAGACACGAUUUUAGUCUCGAACAGCUCGGUUCUGUGUACAUAUGCAUCAUAUGUGAGUUUUCGAACGCAGCAUCAAAAUGAAAAGAUCAGAGUGAUGGAAAAAAGGGAAGAAAGAUCAUCUAAAAGUUAUGUAAGAGCAUUUAGUUCAUUUAAUGAUUGAAUUUUCGCUCAUUUCAUACGAUUCAGUUGGAAAUAAUUUAACAUUUAUUGUAAAUAAUACUAGUUUUCUUCUUUUCUGGUUUUCCAUACUAUAUUGUAAUACUGUAAUCAAAUGAAGUAACGCGUCUCGAUGCAGCGUUCGAAGACCAUCCGUACGGUUCAGUUUUGGGCCGUGUUCCGUUCUUCUACUUAGUGACACAUACACCUUGCGUACAUGGAUAACGUAAGAGGUAUUUUUUUGAGUCCUAUACACAGAUUGCUACAACAGAUUUACAAAAUACGGUUCAUGGAAAAGUUUGAACGUGUCACGCAAAUCAUAUUUUUACGAUCACUCGAAAUCUUUUGAUAAUACGUAUCUGUAGAAUAGGUUAUUUUUUAUUACGUCCUAUUUAUACAUAUAUAUAUGUAUAUGUGUGUGUAUAUACGUAGGCGUGCGCGCACGUCAUGUUCGGCCUGCCUGUCUGUCCGUCUCUAUCUGUCUGCCUAGUGUAAGUCUGUGUCUGCGCCUGUGUUUGAGUGUAUGCGCGCGUGCGUACGUACAUGUGUACAUACGUACAUAGAUAUGUAUGUAUAUAUAUAUAUAUAUAAAAAAAGUGUAUGUAUAUAUAUAUCUAUAUUAUAGUAUUAUAUAAUAUAUUAUAAUAUAUAUAAUGUAAAUAUUUAUAUUAUAUAAAUAUAAAUAUUUAUAAUGUAAAUAUUUAUAUUGUAUGUAUUAUAUAUUAUAUAUAUAUAUACACUUGAAUAAAAUGUAUGCGUACUCAGUUAAGUUGCUUCUUUCGAAUCCGAACAACAAUCGGAAUUAAUCCGAUAUUCUAGAAAUUGAAUUUUGGCCCUAUUGAAACGAACAAAAUGUUCAACAAAUUGAACAAAUUAACAGGUCCGUGAAUGUUGUUUAUUUUCUUGCUUUCAUUUAGCGCGAAAUUAAAUCUGUAACAAUGGGAUCGAAGCUCGCGGUUCAAAAAGACGUACGAUAUAUCGUAGUUGUUACAAGAUCAUUAGCUUCGUCCAUGAACGAAUUAGUCACUACGUUCAAGACUGGUAACACGUGGCUGAUUCGCAACCACGUCGAAUCUUCUUAUACCGAAAAUCUGGAUCUACUAUACAAAUAUUUUUGUAGACACUUUGCGCGUGGAAGGUGUCUUCUUUCUGCCUUUGUAUAUGCGUGUGUUUAUAUAUUUAUAUAUGAAUAUAUAUAUACACAUACAUGUACACACACAAGCACAUAUAUACAUAUACCUAUAAAUAUACAGUUACAAGAACAGAAGUUGUUGCAUCGAUAAUUAUACAUGAGCAUAUGAACAUGUAUACAUAAAUCGAUAGCUAUACACAUUCAAAUGCUCGAUGAACCGGUAUUCGUUGGAAGAGUUUAUAAUUUAACUUCGUCUAGGAAAGAAGAAAAAAAAAGAAACUGAAAAUGAACGAUCAUGACAUACGUAGCAUAAUGCUUUUUACAUGCUAGUGUACAAAUAACAUUUAUAAUUUGUUGUCAAAAUCCAGCAGUUUUCAUAGAGGUGAUCGAAUAUACAUUGUACGAUCCUUUUAUGAAUACUGGAUCUGCCUUUUCGAAAGAUUACAUACACUUGAAGUUGUGCAUACACAACCAGCGCGCGUGCACGUAUAUCUUAACGUAGAAUACACGUAUGUGCACACGCGCGCGCGCAGAUAUACACACACACACACACACACAGACUAUAAUCGUACAGUGUAUUGCCUUUGUUAAAUAGCAUUCGGAUAAAGCCAUAUUUUUCCAUGCAAUGCAAUAAUCCAGCAAAGUAAAUUACCGUAAAUGUGAAACAGCCUAAAUAGAAGAGUGCCAGAUACGAGAAAAAAGAAAAGAAAAUAUUAUGACGAUAAUGAUGACGGUGAUGAUGAUGAUAUGAUAAUGAUGAUGAUGAUGACGAUGGUGACGAUAACGAAGAUAAAGGAGAAGAGUAAUGAUGAUAUUGACGAUAAUAAUUGAUGUUGAGUAUGGUGAUGAUGAUGGUGAUGAUGAUAAUGAUGAUGAUGAUGAUAUGGUGAUGAUGAUGAUGAUAACGACGAGGACGACAACCAUGAUGAUGACGUUGAUAAUGAUAUUGAUGAUGGCGACAAUGAUGCUACUGCUGAUGAUGAUAAAGAGAAAAAAUGAAAAAAAGGGGGGAAAUAAGAAAAGUAUUUCAGAGUAAAACGCUAUACAAUUUCCUAACAUUCAGAACGUAUCUGCCUUUUAUUCUGGCCUCGUGAUAAAUCCUGACUUUAUUUAUACUUGACAAUAUACGGAAUACCGUGUAAAAAAAAACAACUAAAAAUUAGGUUAGGAAACUUUGUGAACAUUUGGUUACUCGCGAUACAUGGCAAGACCUGAUAUUCAAUCUCGUUCGCGCAAAAUCGAGUUGGAAACGAAUUGGGAAAAUCUGUUAUAUACGGGAAAUUCUUUUUUCCCUCCUCUCCUUCCAUCUUUCCCUCCCUUACCCUCGCUCUUUUUCAAUCUGUUUAAUUUUGUAUUGUAGCUGGAUAAAAUCUUUCGAAUUGCACAAAGGAGGGAAGGGAGGAAGAGAGAGAGAGAGAGUGAGAGAGAGAAAGAGAGGAGGGAGAAACGUUUGCGACAUUCUAUAAUUUUUAUGUUUUUAUCUAUCCUUUCUCUUGCUCUUCCUUUUUAAAAUGGAUCCGGUUUCGUUUCCUUCUCUUAAGCCUAAUGAUUUAUGUUUCGUUUCAUACUGUUUGGUCGUUGACAUUCAAUUCGAUCCAAGAUCUUCGUCGAAUAAGAACAAAGGAAGGGAUAAAGGGUACAGCGUAUGUGCGAGUGUUGUACGGUUAAAAUCGGAUGUUGGAAUAACGAAUAAGUAACGGAGAGUAGUUUUUUAUUAAGAUACAUAGUAUCGUCGCUUGAGGUUUCGUAUCGCGCGAAUCAUCGUUCAAAGAGUUCCAGUUGACAAAGGUUUUAUACAGAUCUAUUAAAAACCAGUAUUUCAAACCAAUGAAAAAUAAUUAGUUUUCUAAUAAUAACGAUACAUUUUACGUAAAUUUAGUACAGUGCUUAAGUCAGUAAUGCUCAGCGUAUCUAACAAAUAUUUUUAGUGGAAAGCCGUGUCAUACUCACGUGUAUUAUAAUGCCCUUAAAAUAUGUAACUAAACAACAAUCAAAGAAGCGUGAACGAUAAUUGAUGACUAUUGUUAUUAUUAUUACUACUACUACGAUUAUUAUUAAUUAUUAUUAAUUAUUAUUAUUAUUAUUAUUAUUAUUAUUAUUACUAUUACUACUAUUAUUACUAUUAUUACUACUACUACUACUACUACUACUACUACUAUUACUACUACUACUACUACUACUACUACUAUUAUUACUACUACUACUCUUAUUAUUAUUAUAGUCAUUUCCUUAGCAGUACGUAGAUCGUAGCCAUUUCGAGGCAGUUUACGUUAUAUUUAAUUAGGUUAUCGCUUCGGAAUACGUUUUUAUGACGGUAUUAUUAUUUGUAGAUAGAAUUUGCUAUUAUAUUUCGUACGAUAAUCAAUCGAUUGCUAUAUUAAGAUUUUAUUUUACAGUUACCGUGAUCAAUAUCCUGUGAAUAGCGGAGAAUACGAUCGAUCGGUCUUUGCAUUGGUCUUAUUAUACACCCAUUGUUUCUUCUCUUUUGUCACAUUUUGCUUGAUCCAUAUUUACAUAAAUACAUAUACUUAUAUACAUAUAUUUUGUAUUAUAUCUUCCAUUAAAAUGCUAAAGUAUUGAACUUAUACCGUGAGAAACAUGUUUUCCGAGAUAUGGUAUUAUACGA
Messenger RNA from Bombus pascuorum, 5477 nucleotides. RefSeq names its product broad-complex core protein isoforms 1/2/3/4/5. Gene Ontology annotation, cellular component: nucleus. Lineage: Eukaryota; Metazoa; Arthropoda; Insecta; Hymenoptera; Apidae. The transcript is spliced from 4 exons. Gene Ontology annotation, molecular function: protein binding. Gene Ontology annotation, biological process: regulation of transcription by RNA polymerase II. The record is from RefSeq and is a predicted model, not a curated record. Bases 173 to 1288 code for a protein of 371 amino acids.